AUGAGUGAUCAAAGUACCGAGAAGCCUGCAGAUGCAGCACCCAGAAGCCCGCAUGCUCCCGGCGACCUUGCUGGUAGUAGCGACGACUCUCUCACUGAGACCGGGCAGCGUAGUAUCCAGGGAUGGAGAUGGGCCGUUGCCUAUGCAGCGAUGCUGUCUACAACGCUCCUCUUUGCUAUCGACAAUACCAUCGUUGCAAACAUCCAGCCCAGUAUCAUCAACGACUUCGGCCAUCUCGAGCUCAUGACAUGGAUUGGUACCGGCUUCGCUCUCGGCACCAUGUUCAUCUUGCUCUGGGGCAAAGUAUACGGCGUUUUCAACAUCAAAUGGGUCUACAUCUUCAACAUCUUCCUCUUCGAGGCCGGGAGCGCGGUAUGCGGUGCUGCACCUAAUAUUCAAGCACUCAUAAUCGGCCGUGUCAUCGCUGGCAUUGGUGGUUCUGGAAUGUAUUCUGGCACCUUGACAUAUGUCUCUGUCCUUACCAAUGAGCAAGAGAAGCCAGCAUAUCUUGCUGGAAGUACCGUUGUCUGGGGCAUUGGCAGUGUUCUUGGUCCUGUUGUUGGUGGCGCAUUCGCAACAAGCAGCGCGACCUGGAGAUGGGGAUUUUACAUCAAUCUUCCCAUCGGUGCUGUUUUUGCUCCUGCAUACUUCCUGCUAUUCCCCAGUACUGAUCCCAACCCUACCAAAACCCUGGCAGAGAAGCUCCGCCUUGUGGAUUGGAUCAACGCAGUCAUCUUCUUGGCGGGAUCUGCUUGUCUGACCGUUGCGCUGACCUUUGGCGGUGUCGUCUAUUCAUUUCACUCGGGCACAAUAAUCGCACUCUGGACUGUCACCGGCGUUCUACUGGCGGCUUUCAUUGUUCUACUCAAAAUACAUCCUCUAGUCUCUAAGGAAAACCGCUUGUAUCCCUUGCACUUCUUCAAGAAGUGGAUUCUUAUCAACAUGCAGCUCCAAGUCUUUUUAUCUUCUGGCAUCAUCUUAGCCAUGACUUACUUCGUCCCGUUGUAUUUUCAGUUCAUCAAGGGCGAUGGAGCACUCGAGGCUGGCGUUCGUUUACUGCCUUUGAUCAUGUUUAUGGUUGCUGUCUCGAUGUUAAAUGGCUUCCUGAUGCCAAAAUACGGACUGAUCCCUUUUUGGUACAUCGGCGGUAGUGCUCUUGCACUCAUCGGUAGUGCUCUAAUGUAUACGAGUGAUGACAAAACAUCUAACGGCAAGGUAUAUGGCUACAACAUACUUGUCGGAGCCGGAGCCGGGUGCUACAUCGUCGCUGGGUUCGCCAUCAUGCAGUCACUGGUCCCAAACCACGAAAUUGCCAACGCACUAACGUUGAACCUAGCCCAGGAUCUCGGAAUGGUGCUUUUUCUCGCUAUCAGUGGCAGUCUGUUCCACAACGUCGCCGUUGACAAAGUAGGCAACGCUCUGCCAAGCGCCUCUGAAACUGAGAUUGGCAACUUGAUUGCGGGCACAAGCAGCGCUGUGUUCAAAGCUCUUUCUGAAGACGAAAAGGCCGUUGUUAUACCAGAGAUCGCAAGUGCUAUGAAGAGCAUCUGGGCCUUUUUCAUGGCGGCCGCUGCCCUCAGUUUUGUGUGCGCUUGUCCACUAGUUACAGAUAAGCUUGGGGGAAAGAAGCUCAAACCAACUGCGAUAGCCUAA
This is a messenger RNA of Fusarium tjaetaba, 1653 nucleotides long. RefSeq names its product ABC transporter. The record is from RefSeq and is a predicted model, not a curated record. Gene Ontology annotation, molecular function: transmembrane transporter activity. Gene Ontology annotation, biological process: transmembrane transport. Lineage: Eukaryota; Fungi; Ascomycota; Sordariomycetes; Hypocreales; Nectriaceae. Bases 1 to 1653 code for a protein of 550 amino acids. The transcript has 9 exons.